CUUACGCUUUGCACAGACGGGAACGCGCAAUUCAUUUUUCCAGCGGCACGGAGAGGAGAGAGUUCAGCCUCCGGAGGAGAGGGGAGGAGAAAGGGCUACAUGGAGGAAUACAGGGCUCUAAUUCUGCACAAAAUCUGGCCUGGAUAACAUAUUUUUGUACAUUAGGACACAAUGAAGAGUCCCCGGUGUCUCUGUUAGUUUUUGUCGGCGAAGAGGAGAAGAGGAGCGCUCUUAAGAGUUUUGUUAGUCCGCGGUACGCUGGAGCCACCGCUGUUGCUGCCAGUUUCUCCGAGAAAAAAGACGACUUCAGCAGGGGAGGACCUGAGAGAAACUUUGUGGAAAAAAUGCAGGGGGUUUCAGCGACGGAUCUGCCGGCCUCCUCCCUGCAGUACUCGUGUGGAUCAGUGGACUACCUGUGUUCUCCACGGCUGGCAAAGAAAGGCCCAACCACCAGACCAUGUCACGACAAGCCCGCCAUCAAGCCGCGGCCCCAGACCUCCACCUUACCCAGACCGCCGACUGCUCAAAAACCUCAAGUGCCCCCUAAACCUGCGCACCUGCUCGCCCUUGGCCAAGACAAGAAACCUAAGAGGAUCCCCCCGGCGCCCUCCAGACCUCUGCCGGCGCCCCCUCCUCCUCCUAAGCCAAAGCCUUGCCUGAGCCCUACUGGCCAGGGAGCACAGCCGCAGAAAGAGCCUCAGAAGGUUGGACAGCUCAUCGAGAGGUUUAAUAACUCCAGGGUCCCCAUCCUGGGGGUGCUCCCACGGUCGCAGCUGCAUCUUUGUCUGAGAAUGGACACUGCGUCUGACCUCCCUCCAUCCUGCAGCGCGGACGCCUCAGCGAAGGUCGCGGGAGACUCCUCCUCCGUGGACAAAUUUGCACUAAGCCCCUCCGAACGAACUGACGGCGUGUCCGAACUUUCCCGUAUCGCCGCAAUGCACAUCGACGGCUCGGACGACGGCGUGCUGGACGACUGCGUGGAGCAUGACAUCGCGCAGAGGGUGGGCUGCAUCAGCGACGCGGACCACGAACAGAGCUCUUCCCAUAAACUUACGGACAAUACCGACUCCUCGCAGCAAAACGGAAAGAUCCCCAACCGGGACAGCGGCAUCGACAGCCCGUCUUGUGCCACCGAAGGGGAGGCGUUCCCCAACGAGGACGCCAUCGACGAGGAGGAUCAUUACGACAGCGUCACCGAAACGGAAAGUGUGUCCUGCUGUGUUACGCUGGACAAUAAGAGGGACUCGACGCAGGACGAGGACAGUGACUUGGACGAGGGGAGCAGCGGGGAGAUCCCGUCUCUCACAGACACGCAGACCGGGUAUCUGACAGAUGCGCACUCAGACACACAUAAAUGCUCGGAGGCUCAGAAGCUCCUCAACAUCGCCAAAGAGCUCCUCCACACUGAAGAGGCCUAUGUGAAAAGACUCAACCUCCUCGACCAGGUAUUUUGCACUAAGCUCACCGAGGCUUCAAUCCCUCAGGACGUCAUUACAGGGAUCUUCUCCAACAUUUCCUCCAUCUACUUAUUCCACGAUCAGUUCCUGCUCCCGGAGCUCAAGACGAGGAUUACUGGAGAAUGGGAAUCAAACCCUCGCAUUGGAGACAUCCUCCAGAAACUGGCUCCUUUUAUGAAGAUGUACGGAGAAUAUGUGAAGAACUUUGACCGAUCCAUGGACCUGGUCAACACCUGGACCCAGAGGUCAUCUCAGUUCAAGAGUGUUGUCCAGAACAUACAGAAACAGGAGGUGUGCGGGAAUCUGACGCUGCAGCAUCACAUGCUGGAGCCGGUCCAAAGGAUUCCUCGCUACGAGCUCCUGCUCAAAGACUACCUGAAGAAGCUGCCCGACGACGCUCUCGACCGCAAAGAUGCAGAAAAGGCACUGGAGCUGAUCUCUACUGCAGCCAACCACUCCAAUGCAGCAAUCAGGAAAAUGGAAAAGAUGAACAAGCUGUUGGAGGUCUACGAGAGGCUCGGGGGAGAGGAGGACAUAGUAAAUCCUGCCAAUGAACUCAUAAAAGAAGGGCAUAUUAAAAAGAUGUCAGCCAAAAAUGGAACAGCACAAGACCGAUACCUCUACUUGUUCAACAACAUGGUGCUAUACUGCGUCCCUAAACUCAGACUGAUGGGGCAGAAGUUCAGUGUCCGAGAGAGGAUUGACAUUGCAGGAAUGGAGGUCCAAGAAAAUGUGAAGCAGAACGUUCCUCAUACAUUUGUUAUAAUUGGUAAACAACGUUCACUGGAGCUGCAGGCUAGGACAGCAGAGGAGAAGGAAGAUUGGAUCCAGGUGAUCAAGGCCACCAUCGAGCGGCACAAACAAAACAGCGAAACGUUCAAUAAAGCGUUCAGUAGCUCCUUCUCCCGUGAAGACGACCAUGUGCCGGAGUCUCCGGGUCCCAACUCUUUUAUGGACUCAGAUGGACUUCAUGAGAGGAAGAGCUCCAAGAAGAAGGAAAAGGAGAAGCAGACGUGCAGAGGCUGCCAUGAGAGCUUCAAUUUCACAAAGCGCAAGCAUCACUGCAAGUCCUGUGGAGUGCCCAUCUGUGCAAAAUGUUCAAAGACCUUGGACAACAAAACGAGUCGAGUGUGUCCCGAAUGUUUCGAAGCCAGCCUCAGCGUUGAAAUGAUGUGUGGAGGUGAACAGAAGAGAAAAGCGGCACCUGAGAGACAGUUAUCUCUGACCGGAGACAGCUGCCUGCUGUGCGGCUACCUCCAGGUCCAGGAGAAGGGGAAGAGUUGGGCCAAGAUGUGGGUGGCUCUAACGAAGACGGAGCCACUGGUGCUGUACUUGCAAAGCAGUGGACAGGACUUGAAAGGGUCGCGGGCAGUCCCCCUGCCCGGCUUCGAGGUGAGCAUGGUCCCAUCGGCCACGGCUGACAAACCAGAAGUCAAAAACGUGUUCAAGCUCAGCCACUCCCAACAAACCUUCCUCCUAAGUGCCCAAGAUGCAGAACUUCAGGCCAAAUGGGUGGAAGUCCUCUCCAAAGCUUCCCGGGGCGAAGCGCCUGCUGAGGCGUCGAUGAGCCUGACUGAACACAGGAAGAGCCAGUAGCGGCCACUCCGAAACAGCUGGACUCUCUCCCUCUCCUGUGUAUGAAGCACACAUUACUUGAAUUCACUUUACCUUGGCACUUUUCCCUCUUUGAACGGACCACUCAAUACUUCCCGGACCGUCUGACUCGUAGCCUCUCGACCACACAGCUACUUCUUCGUCUUCGUCUUCGUGUUUCUCU
This is a messenger RNA of Poecilia latipinna (sailfin molly), 3234 nucleotides long. It is a transcript of the gene fgd, whose product is annotated as faciogenital dysplasia. Gene Ontology annotation, molecular function: guanyl-nucleotide exchange factor activity; metal ion binding. The record is from RefSeq and is a predicted model, not a curated record. The transcript is spliced from 19 exons. Gene Ontology annotation, biological process: filopodium assembly; cytoskeleton organization. Lineage: Eukaryota; Metazoa; Chordata; Actinopteri; Cyprinodontiformes; Poeciliidae. Gene Ontology annotation, cellular component: cytoplasm. The coding region runs from base 345 to 3053 and encodes 902 amino acids.